CACACAUCCAACUCUGGAAGUGUGCCAGAAUCAGGUUUGCGCGCCUAUCUAUUACGUUUCCAUGCAUUGACCCUGUCCUCGCUCUCUUCCCCUUUCAGCAAGUUCAGCGCAGUUUCAUCUCUGGCAUCCGCUUCCACAUUGCUUGAGAGCAUCUUGUCAUGUCCGCGCAGCAAGAAGAGACUGAACAGCAAGCCUCCGCCGGUGCCGAAGGCAACGUCGGACUGAACGCCAACGCUAGCGCAAAGGGCGAGGCUCAAAGCAAGCAGUCCGCAAAGCGCACACCAAAGAAGCUUGGUGGCAAGAAGCCGCAGCAGCAACCGACGCCCGACAAUACCCAAGACGAGGCCGAAGAGAAGCAGGACGGUGAAGGGGAGCACGAACGGGCCCAAACCGACGUCCAAGCAAACGGAGACGCUGACGCCGACGGCGAAGAAGAAGCUCAACCCCAAAUGGAAGAGGAACAGCAGUCGCGCCAGCCAUCCCGCCGGCGCCAAAGCCGUGGCCGUGGACGCAAGGGCGGAGUGCAAGAGAGCGACUCCGAAUCAGUUGCUCGCAGCGAUGUGAGCGCUUCGGGUGGUCGCCGUCAGAGGCAACGCCAGAAGAAGCAACAAGCCAAGGGUUCACAGGGCGGGCCACUCGACGAUAUCACCGAGCAGCUACCAGGAGGCGAGCUUGUCAAUGGUGCCGGCGACAUGGUACAGAACACUGCCGGUCAAGCCGUGAAUCAAGUCGGCGACACUGCGGGCAAGGCCCUUGGUGGACUGACUGGUGGGGGACAGCAGCAGCAGCAGGGUGGGGGUGAGGAGGACAAGGGCGAGCAGCUGAGACUGAGGCUUGAGCUGAACCUGGACAUUGAGAUCCAGCUCAAGGCGAAGAUUCACGGUGAUCUCACGUUAGGUCUGCUGAACUAGGAUGAUCGCAGUACGCUGUGCUUGGACGGAAAUUGGGCGUACGGUGUAAUCUUGAUUAACAUACUCUAUGGCCAUGCAUGCAUUUAGUGUAGCACCAUACAUUUCAUCCAAGCCAUCUUCGUGCCCUACCGCCUCCAAUGGAGGUGUCGCAAGUUUU
Messenger RNA from Baudoinia panamericana UAMH 10762, 1068 nucleotides. RefSeq lists its product as uncharacterized. The transcript has a single exon. The record is from RefSeq and is a predicted model, not a curated record. Lineage: Eukaryota; Fungi; Ascomycota; Dothideomycetes; Mycosphaerellales; Teratosphaeriaceae. The coding region runs from base 159 to 911 and encodes 250 amino acids.